AGCCACAAUCAAACACGAAAAAAAAACUAACACUUCCUUUCUAUCUUUUCGCCGUCCACGUCGACAUUCCGGCAAUCUUCUCCGAUCAUUCUCCGUUUCCGGCCAUCAACUUCCGUUUAUCAAAGAUGAUCAGAAUAGAAUGAGAAUCGCUAUCGACCUAUCAUGUCAGUCUCGUGCUCCGAGUGCUUCUCCGACUUACUCUGCGGCGAGGACUCCGACACCGUUUUAUCAAACGGAGGAGGAGGAGAGGAUUCGCCGGAAUGUUCGUCGUCGGAUAUCGAAUCUCAGUUCGCCGAUUUCGAUGAAUCCAUCGCAGGUCUUAUUGAAGACGAACGAUACUUCGUCCCUGGAUUUGACUAUUUCGAGAGGUUUCAAUCUCAAUCUCUAAUCUCCGUCGCUAGAGAAGAUUCCGUUGCAUGGAUUCUCAAGGUACAACGCCACUAUGGUUUACAGCCAUUAACGGCGUAUCUGGCCGUUAAUUACUUGGAUCGUUUUCUCUACUCUAGAAGCUUUCCGCAAACGGACGGUUGGCCGCUACAACUCUUGUCGGUUGCUUGCUUAUCUUUAGCAGCAAAAAUGGAGGAACCUCUUGUUCCUUCUCUUUUGGAUCUUCAGGUUGAAGGUGCAAAGUAUAUAUUUGAACCCAAAACCAUCCAAAGAAUGGAGUUUCUUGUGCUGAGAAUAUUAGAUUGGAGGCUCCGAUCCAUAACCCCGUUUUGCUUCCUCAGCUUCUUUGCCUAUAAGCUUGAUCCAGUAGGGACUUUCACUGGCUUCCUUAUUUCAAGGGCUACUGAAAUUAUCCUCUCAAAUAUUCAAGAAGCUAGCUUUCUUGAAUAUUGGCCAUCAUGCAUAGCUGCUGCAACAAUACUUUGUGCAGCUAAUGACCUUCCAAAUUUCUCUCUAGUGAAUGCUGAACAUGCUGAAUCUUGGUGCGAUGGACUCCGCAAAGAGAAAAUCGUGGGUUGCUAUGAAUUAGUGCAAAAGUAUGCCAUUGCAUUAAGACCAAGGAGAUUUCCAAAAGUUUUACCACGGGUACGAGUCAUGACUCGGGCUAGUACUGUAUUAACCAGUGAGUCAUCAUCCUCGUCCUCAUCAUCUGCCACAUCUUAUAAAAAGAGAAAACUAAAUAACAACUGGUGGAAUACAGAUGACGACAGAGCAAGUUCCUGUUAAUUAAGGGGUGGCGAAUUAAGAAUAAGGGUCUAGAAAAAGAAAAUGUGGUCCUUAGUCCUUACAAUCCUCAGUAUUUUUUCAUGUUGGAGGGUGUUUUUGAGUUAAAUUGACUGGAGUGAUGUAGAUUAUUUAGUACUAUAUAUAUAUAUAUAUAUAUAAUGUACGUACGAUGAGAGUUUGGGACUUGGGAGCAUUAAAUUAAUCUUUUUUAUUUGGGUGAGAAGUGCCAUUCAUUAAAUGGCUUUGCAGAUUCCCUAGGGAAGGGGAUUUGGUACAUAGUAUUUUGGUGUGAGAAAAGGUGAAAGAGAGAAAAAGAAAGAGAAAGAAGAGAUUGUUUAAUUAUAGUAGCAGUAAGUGGAGUCAUGGAGUAGUGAGUGCGAAUGAGGUGGCGUUUUGUGAUUGUAUUCAAAGGGAGCAUUGAUUAUUAAAUGAAAGGGGGAAUGGGGGAAAAGAGAUGGUGGGGGCCAUUUACAAAGGAUCAUUGGAGAAGAGAAAAUUAAAUUAAUGGAGUUGUGGCAAAAAAAUAUUGAAGUUUGGGGAAAUCCAUUGAUGAAUAAGUCAAGAAGGCUCUUCAUAUUUUAUAUAUAGGCCACCAUUAUUGCUUCACCAACUUUUACCCUAGCUCCAAGAAAAUGAAUGAAAAUCAACGAUCAACUCAAAGGAGAAAAAACAAGGUUUGAACUUCAAGAAUAACAUUUGGCUCUGUAUAAUCAGACUUUUGGUUUGAGGUGUGUGCUCUACACAGUGUAUGUUUUUUUGGCGGGAAAAUUUGCCUUUCUUUUUCUUUGUCCUAACCAUAUACUGGACUCUUUUUUUCGUCGAACGUGUAAGGUUACACGUGUGUAUUCUUUUAAUUAUUAAUUUUCUUUUAAAGGAGGUAAUAUGAAGGAAAAAACCCUCCUUUUUUCCGGCCAAAAUUUGGCCUAACCAUACAAAGGGUCUUUGGGGCCUUUCAAAGUGUGUUGUAUUUGGAUUCUUGUGCCAAACAUGAUGUUACAUCUAGUAUAUAUGAAAUAAAUUAUAUCAUGUUUUUAUUGGA
Nicotiana tabacum (common tobacco) is the source of this 2212-nucleotide messenger RNA. Its product is annotated as cyclin-D1-1. NCBI's taxonomy places the organism in Eukaryota, Viridiplantae, Streptophyta, Magnoliopsida, Solanales, Solanaceae. The record is from RefSeq and is a predicted model, not a curated record.